This is a messenger RNA of Papaver somniferum (opium poppy), 1530 nucleotides long. RefSeq lists its product as uncharacterized. The record is from RefSeq and is a predicted model, not a curated record. The coding region runs from base 1 to 1530 and encodes 509 amino acids. Gene Ontology annotation, molecular function: catalytic activity. Lineage: Eukaryota; Viridiplantae; Streptophyta; Magnoliopsida; Ranunculales; Papaveraceae. The transcript has 2 exons.
AUGCAAUACAUUCAAAAGUCUUUUGCUUAUCCAAAUUACUGGAUUCGGAGUUCGGUAGGUUUAUCAGGAGGACUUUGUGUUUUAUGGAAAGAUGGUUUCCAUAUUGAAAUUAUCCAAGAGGAAAGAAACUUAGUUUCUUUUCUUCUGCAGACUGAUGCAUCUGUUGGGAAAUGGAUGUUAACUUGUAUCUAUGGAGCUAUUUAUGAUCACGAUAAUUCCAUUCAGAGGUCAUCUGUUCAGAAUCUAGCCCAUGAGUAUAAUUUGUCGUGUCUCCUUUUAGGAGACUUAAAUACAACGUUAGAUGCUUCUGAAAAACAGGGUGGAACUAGUUCUCAUGACCAAAAACAUGUUUAUGCUUCACAGAUAAUUAGAGAUUUAGGUUUCACGGAUGUUAUGUAUAGUGGUGAUCCUUUUACUUGGUCGAAUCAUACAAGUGGUGAACAGCUUAUUCGUGUUCGUCUCGAUAGAGCUUUAGUGAAUAAUGAAUGUUUUGCAACUGCUCAUUUAUCUCAUUUACUACCUGUUGGAUCUGAUCAUGCUCUGAUUAUGUUGUCCACUGACUCUGUUUCCUAUCAUGUUAACAAGCCUUUUAGAUUAUUUGAAUACUGGUUAGCUCACACAGAAUGUAAAAAUGUUAUUGCUGCUGCAUGGAAUGCUCAUGAUUCUCUUCUAGAUUUAGGUGGAAUCUCAUGUAGACUAGACAAUACACAAUAUGCUCUACUAGAUUGGAGUAAGAGUACUUUUGGUAGUAUUCAGGGUAAAAUUAAGUUUAUAAAGAAUAAGAUGCAUUGUCUGUUUCAUGCUAUAGCAAAUUUUCGUAGGAGGACAAAUCAUAUUGCUUCACUACAAAGUUCUUUAGCGGUAUGGUGUAAGGAAAGAGAUCAGUUAGAGGCUCUUAUAAAUAGUCAUUUUCAGCAUAUUACAACAUCAUCCAAUCCCCUAAGAGACUCUGGUAUGCUUGAUCUCAUUUCUCCAUGCAUUACUGCUUCAGAUAAUGAACAACUGUUAAAACUACCAGAUCUAGAAGAAAUAAAGGCUACUGUUGCUCAGCUUCCAUCUUGGAAAGCUCCGGGACCUGAUGGGUUCCAAACUGGAUUUUAUAAAUUUUGUUGGGACGUGGUUGAAUCAGAAGUAGUUGAUGUGGUACAACAGUUCUUUAGAAUUCAACAUUUUGAUCCUAAGUUAAAUUUUGCUUUUCAGACAUUGAUUCCUAAGGUGGAAUGUCCUUCCACUCCUUCGGAUUUUCGUCCUAUCAGCUUAUGCAAUUCUAUUUAUAAGAUAAUCUCUAAAAUUAUGGUUAAUCGUAUGAAGCCCAUCAUUGCUAAGAUCAUUUCUGUCCACCAUUUUGUUCCAGGUAGAUGUAUCCAAGAUAACAUAAUUAUUGCACAUGAACUACUGGACACUAUGAAAAAGAAAAAGGAUAGGACAGGAGAUGUGGCUGUUAAAAUAGAUAUGUCUAAGGCGUUUGACCGUAUGGAGUGGUCUUUUGUUAGAGAUAUUUUUCACCGAUUAGGUUUUGCUGAGAACUAG